Cetraspora pellucida is the source of this 854-nucleotide messenger RNA. Lineage: Eukaryota; Fungi; Glomeromycota; Glomeromycetes; Diversisporales; Gigasporaceae. The record is from the annotation of a GenBank genome assembly.
UUUACAAGAAAACAAUGCAAAUACUGAACAAAAAAGAAAGGCAAACGCGUGUAUCGUAGUGUUAACUCGAAAUGAUGAUUUAUAUGAUAUUAGACACUCAAUGAGACAACUUGAGGAUAGGUUUAAUCAUAAAUAUAACUAUCCAUAUGUUUUUUUAAAUAAUGAACCUUUUACGCAAGGAUUUAUAAAUGUAACAAGCGCAAUGACUAAGGCAAAUGUAAGCUAUGGGUUGAUCCCGAAAGAACACUGGAGUGUUCCAAGCGAUAUCGAUAAGGAACGUCUUAGUAUAUCUUUGGAAAGUCCGCUACCACGUUCAUCUGAGCUUACUUAUCAUCAUAUGUGCAGUUAUGACUAUUAUUGGCGUCUUGAACCUGGUGUUGAUUUUUAUUGCGAUAUUGACUUUGACCCAUUUGUUUAUAUGAAAGAGAAUGAUAUUAAAUAUGGUUUCACUCUUGUACAAUAUGAAGAGUUCGAUACUAUUCCAACACUUUGGAAUACGGUCAAAGAAUUUAUUAAAAUAUAUCCGCAUUUAAUUACAAAUGAUAGUAUAUUUGAUUUUAUAACAAAUGAUAAUGGUGAAACAUAUAAUCUGUGUCAAUUUUGGUCCAACUUUGAAAUUGGUGAUCUUAAUUUGUGGAGAAGUGAUGAAUAUUCAAUAUUCUUUAAUUUUCUUGAUGAAAAAGGUGGAUUCUAUUAUGAACGGUGGGGAGAUGCACCUAUUCAUACAAUCGCCACUGCCCUUUUCUUAAAGAAACAUCAAGUCCGUUAUUUUGAAGAAAUUGGGUAUUAUCAUCAUGAAGUCAUAAAUUGUCCUCAAGGGAAUGAGUUUCUAUCUAAAUGUGAUUGUAGACCUG